Molecule: messenger RNA, 444 nt
Organism: Aspergillus campestris IBT 28561
Lineage: Eukaryota; Fungi; Ascomycota; Eurotiomycetes; Eurotiales; Aspergillaceae
Product: DUF2462 domain-containing protein
Exons: 3
Coding region: 82-345 (87 amino acids)
Source: RefSeq, a predicted model, not a curated record
CGAGCAGAUACAGAGCAGUACAUAUCUAUCGCCAUACGAAAAGAGAAAUCAUAAGAAAAAGAGAAGAACAAAGCAGAGAAAAUGGCCCAAACACCACUCAAGAAGAAGGCGUCGACGAGCACGAAGAAGCGAACAGCAUCCACCCUCGGACCGCGCAACAUCGCCCCCAAGAAGCAGUUGCUCAUUAAGCAGAAGAAGUUGAAUAAGAAACUCACAUCCGGCCUCGUCACGCGAACAGAACGAACCCUCGCCCAGAAAGCAGGCCAUCUGGAGAUGUUGGCUGGGGGAAAGAAAUCCCAGAAGGAGAAGGAGAAGGAGGAGAAGGAGAAGGCGAAGAAGAAGUAAUUUAUUCUUCAUGAUUUCUUUUCUUUUUCGUCUUUGGAUAAAAGCGUUCCAAGUUUAUAUCUAUGGAGAUUGUUGUUGUGUGUUAUUGUUGCUAUUGCU